Molecule: messenger RNA, 435 nt
Organism: Nicrophorus vespilloides
Lineage: Eukaryota; Metazoa; Arthropoda; Insecta; Coleoptera; Silphidae
Exons: 2
Coding region: 1-396 (131 amino acids)
Biological process (GO): sensory perception of smell
Molecular function (GO): odorant binding
Source: RefSeq, a predicted model, not a curated record
AUGAAACCAAUAAUUGCUAUAACGUUCCUUUUGCUUGCUGCCUGCUCUGCAAGAGAUUAUGGUAUGAGCAAGGAAAACGUGGAACUCUUCAAGAAGAUCCAAAUCGAAUGCGCGAAAAGUUUUAACAUCUCCGAUGAUCUUCUGAGGAGGUCCAACACCGUGAAUGUACCUGAAUUCAAGGAGAUCGGUUGCUUCCCGCACUGUGCAGCGCAGAAGCUUGGAAUCUUCGAAGGGAACGACUACAAUCCGGACAAAAUCAGAAACAUAAUCCUACCAGAGAAAAGGGUUAUGUUCGAGAAUGUUAUCAAGAAAUGCAUCGUCGUUCGAGGAGAUACUGCCUGCGAACGGGCCUACGACGGAUACAAAUGUUACGCAAAUUUUGCUUAUAAAAAUUAGAUAAACCCAAUUAUUAUUUUAAAUAUAAUUAUGUUUGCU